Molecule: messenger RNA, 4517 nt
Organism: Daphnia carinata
Lineage: Eukaryota; Metazoa; Arthropoda; Branchiopoda; Diplostraca; Daphniidae
Exons: 3
Coding region: 2653-4428 (591 amino acids)
Biological process (GO): positive regulation of cell population proliferation; positive regulation of protein phosphorylation; regulation of cell migration
Cellular component (GO): cytoplasm
Molecular function (GO): fibroblast growth factor receptor binding; growth factor activity
Source: RefSeq, a predicted model, not a curated record
GCAGAUGGGAUCUACGAAACGGUUUGACGCACUCUGGCCCGUUUUGUGCACGGUGUUAUAACGAGGCUUACAAAAAAAAAAAAAAAAUAAAAAAUACGAGAAAUCGAAAACAAAGAAAAUAUAAUUUAAAAAAAAAAAGAAAAAAGGUGAAAUUUUUCCAGUUGUUUUCGAGAUUCGCUUGUAUUUGAUCCAACAAGUUCAUUUCAAAAUUUUUCGGCUGAUGACCGUUUGAUCAAACAAAACCAGAAGGGAACUAUACACCCAAAGUGACAACCUAACCACGGAUACCUUCAACAGUUAUUUCCAUUUAUUUCGGUGCACGAAAAAUAUUAUUAUUAUUAUUUUUUUUUUCGAAUAUUAAAAAGAAAAAAAAAAAAAAAACUCGUCCGCUUUUCACACACGGCCGGAUCGAAUCGCGUGAUUUCAAUAACACUCCGUCGUACUAAUUGCCCACCCGCGCGCGUUUCGUUCCCAAAAAAAAACAAAAAAACAUCCAUCCUACCGUAAUCCGACCCCCCUCUCCUUUUAUUCGUGUGUGUGUGUGUGUGUGUGUGUGUGUGUGUGUGUGUGUGUGUCUGUGUUUGAUUUGGCUCUCUCUCACCUUUGGUUCUAAUUCCACCCCUUUUUAAUUAAUCGAUAAUUAUUUAAAAAGAAAAAAAAAAAAAAAAAAAAAAGAACAAGAGAAAUUUAAAAAAAAAAAAAAAAAAAAAAAAAAAGAAUGACUCUUGUUUUCUCUACACUGUGUGAUGCCGUCGACUGAAGCUGUGAGCGGUUCAGUCACGGCUUCAGUGUCGGUUGGUGUUGACCAAUGCUGCGGCAAACGGUCGCCGCCGCCGAGUGUUGCCCUUACCAAGUGACGUCGUCGUUGUGGGCCUACGGCCGCAUCGCGCCUCUCUUAGCGUGUCCAUUGGCUCCGCCGGCACCGCCCUGCCAAUUCAGCAGCAGUUGGAUAAACGGUCGGGGGGCUUCUGUGUAGCCAUGCACAUCAGUGUCGUUGGCCAAUUCCCCGAUUUGCCGUCGUCGCCGUCGUCGUUCUCUCUCGCGUCCCGGUUUCUGCGCUCACCUCGCAGAGCCACCCCAUCGCAUUUGUGGUGCGCUUGUGCGCCGUGUUUCUUGACUCAGCUGCUCCUCUGUGACGGCCAACUGCAAAGGAGCUUCGUCCUCCAGCCAUCGGCCUCCAGGUGGCAAGAGCCUAGUAGAGCUGCUCUUAGUGAACGUCUUCAUCUGAGCCGGCAGCCGCCGACUUGCUGCACGACCCAUUGCGCUCUGACGCGCUUCUUUCUCGUUCCUCUUCAGCUUGCCUUACUCUGGACCUUGCUGUUGAAGCCAAACUGAGCCUUUUUUUUUUUUUUUUUUCUCUCUCUUCCGAAUUGCCUUUCAAAAAAAAAAAACAAACAGACAAACUCAAUUUCAAAGAAAUCGCCAAUUUAGAACAAAAGAAAAAAGGAAUAGAAAGAGGAAAUAAAAACAACAAACGAAAAUAACCGGGGCUCGUUGAUUUCUGCUCAGCUCGCAUUGCAACUGUGCCUUGUCCCCCCCCCCCCCCCCCGUUGUUUGUUGUUGACUUUGGUUUUUGAUUUCUUUCGACGUGUUAAAUUUUUCUUCCUUCUUCUUCUUCUUUCUCGUCUUCUCGCAAUCAAAUUAGUUGGGACAUUGAGUCUCGUAACGGCCAGAAGACUUCCCAAAUUGCCUUGUUGGAAGCCGUAACCACCCACCCUCUUGUGUCCAUCAGCCGCCCUCUCCCCGCUUCUUCUCUCUUUAAAAAAAAAAAAAAAAAAAAAUUAAAUAAGAAAAAAAACAAAAACCAACACUCUAUCCCACCCCUUGUGCUGCUGCAACUGCAACACCAAUGUGAAACCCUGAGUGGGAAACUUGAGAAGAAACGCGGGCACAAGACCAUUAGUCCCUUACUGGCGGGUGUCAUCGCAUUUGCUGUUAGGUCUUCGCAAGAAGACGCAGAAGCAGCCAUAAAAUUUGGAAUAAAAAGAAGAAAAAAGAAACACAAAAUAAUAAUAAAGGAAAUCCUUUGCUUUUAAAAAGAAAAAGAAAAAGAACAACGAAAGGAUUCAAGAAAAAAAAAAAAAGAUAUAUUGCUAGUGCUUUUCUGAGCUUCCUCUGAUCAAAGAAUAUUUUCUAAUCCGUCUUUGACUAAAUCAAACCCCUUUCCAACCUACGUCUGGCCUUUUUUUUUUGUUUAUUUCCUAUAUUUUUUUAUUUUUUUAUUUUUUUUGGACUAUUAUUAUUAUUAUUAUUAUUAUUUUCUCGGAAUUGCAAAAUCGUUGGGUGGGGUAAUGAGUGGCAGGAACAGUGCGUCCGUUCAGCUGCUGUCAUUGGCCCCCAUCGAAUUGGACAAGCAACGGAUUUGUGUGCGAGCGACACGCAGUUUAGCGUCUGGAUUGAGCGCGUUUUUGUGUCGUACCGGCUCGUAUGUGUGACUCGUUGGCGUAGUGCCUUUGCGAAUUUGCCAGAGCUUCCGAGCGGCCUAGUCGAGUGCCCAGACAAGUUUUUUUUUUUUUUUUUUCAGUUGUGGUGCCCAUUUUUUCAUCGCUCAACAACUUCAGCCAUCCAUCAAGCGAUAGUGCUACUCACGGUGUGCGGCAAUAACUGCCGUCCAAAAAUCGUACUGUUGGGGUCGCCGAGGGCGGGGCCGUCAUGAUUCGUGGCCCUAGCCGUGGCCUCGGGACCUUCCGCUGUCGCUGCCGCUGGAUCCUGCUCGUUCCGCUCCUCGUCACUCACCUCCUCCUCUUGUCGGCACAGGUAGAGCCAUCGCGCGCCACCUCCGCUGCCACCGGCGAACGGGAUCUUUCGUCCGCAUCAGCAGGCAGCAAUAAUUACAUUGCCUUAACGAGGGCCGAUCCUGGUGCUCACACACCGCCAACCGUCUCCAUCUUCCAGCCAAUACAAACGCCCACCAACAUGGUGGUCGCACCUGGUGGCUCCAGCGUUAACAGUGGUGUGUCCCAACAUCAUCACAGCCGUUUUCAGCAUCAUCACCAUCACCACCACCACCAACAGCAGCAGCAGCAGCAGCAACAGCAGCAGCAGCAACAAGUAUCUCCGCUAGUAGCUCACAAUUACGGAGGAUACAAACCAGCAGCGCCGUCCAAAGAAAGCGGCAGUGGAAGCGGCACGGAAGAAGGUUCGAUUCUCCGACUCUUGAGCAAAAACAAUCUUUACAUACAAAGUUUCCCCAAUGGGACCGUCAGCGCCACAGGACAAGACUCCAGUUUCUACUCUGUUUUGAAGCAAAAAGCAGUCGGCUUUGGAAGAAUCUACAUCCAAGGAGUCGCGUCGCGUCUCUUCAUCUGCAUCAACGAGUGCGGAAGGCUCUAUGGCUCUGAGCAUUUGGAGCAAGACUGCAUCCUUCGAGACCAAAUGGAAGGCAACUGGUACAACACGUACACGUCCAUCAACCACUCGACAGCCGAAAAGUCUUUGUAUAUGGCUUUUAACAGUAACACGGGCUCUCCGUGUCGGUUACGACUGAAAAGCGAAAUGACAAGUGACGGCCGUUCGAUAGUGGCCCUAGGCAGCAACGAGAAAUACGCUCUCUUUUUCCCCGUGCGCAACAUAUCAUUGCCGGAUGGAAUGAACCUAACUAGUCUGAUCCAGCUGAAUAAAAGGAUUCCCUUUGUGAAGAACAGCGUCAAGCCAACUGGUUGUGCUCCUCGUUGCUCCAAGUCGUCUGACCAGUCCAUAAAAGCCGAGACUAGCUCCAAUCGAGCCAGUAGCAAAGAGAAAUCCAAGAGGAAAAAUAAGUGUUCCUGUCUUUCCAGUGAGACUCCAGCCCAAGGCGGAGGCAAUGUGGAAAGAUGUCGGAGACCACGCCAAUGUCGGCCGAAGACAUCGGGCCAUCAGCGCGCGGCAAAGAGCCACGGAGAAAGCGGCAGCGGCAGCGGCAACGGUGGUAGCCCCGUUGCAACGCCGGCACCCGGAUGGAACCAGCCGAAGCGACCCGAACGCCUUCCACGGAAAGAAGGACGACAUCCAAAACCGAAACGCGUCAGUCCUGAAAACAGCGCCUCGGACGUCAAUUUGCUAUCCACCGAGGCGCGUUUAUUGAGUCCAAUCGACCGGCUAGAAGGCGAUCCUUCCUCCGUCAAAUGGACGGUGGAAAGCGAUAGCCCUCCCAAUGGCGGCAAAAAUCCAAAGAAAUCGACGUCACCAUCGGUGAACCAUCGGGACCGUAACGCGGAGCAAUCUGGCAAGAAAUCGAAACAUCGACGCGGAAAGAAACCAAACGAAGAAGAUAGGUCGCCAUCCGGUACUAUCUCGAAUCCAGCCAAAGAUAGAACCGCUAUCGGCGUCCGUCAAGAUCGAACAAUACGAUUGCCACACAGGAAAAGCGACAGCCGGUUAAUACGACACAGGUAUAGGAAGAUUCGUGCCCAUCCGGAACUCGCCCAACAGCUCGACGCCAUGUCUUAAGACAAGCCAUUUUUGCAGUCGAGACUGUAAUAAAGAAUCAAACCAAAGCCAAAACAACAACAAAAAAAAAAAAAAAAAAAAAAAAAGAA